This is a messenger RNA of Tarenaya hassleriana, 3082 nucleotides long. RefSeq names its product pre-mRNA-splicing factor ATP-dependent RNA helicase DEAH1-like. Gene Ontology annotation, molecular function: RNA binding. The coding region runs from base 121 to 2385 and encodes 754 amino acids. Gene Ontology annotation, cellular component: intracellular anatomical structure; catalytic step 2 spliceosome. NCBI's taxonomy places the organism in Eukaryota, Viridiplantae, Streptophyta, Magnoliopsida, Brassicales, Cleomaceae. The record is from RefSeq and is a predicted model, not a curated record. The transcript is spliced from 4 exons.
GGCAUUAUCAUCCGACACAAGAAUAAGCGUUCGCCGGAGAAGGGAAAUCAAGCUUCGUAGAGAAGGGAUCUGGACCUCUCUCCGCUCCGGAAUGAUUUGAAGGCAUGGAUUUCGGAGAAGAUGAUAAGCCUACUAGGUUUUCCCCAACCUAUCUUUACCAACUCUCUCAUUCAAACUGCCGAAAGAUCAAAAUCGCCAGCUGAGAUCCUUCAUCAGUUGGCGAAAUACGGGUUUUCUUCGUCGAAUGAGACUAGAGAAUUCGCGGAAGAGCUAUAUGCCAGAGUUCCCCGACCGACAGCCGGCGAGAGAAUUUCCGAAUCUGGAAGGCAUGAUGAAAAGGGCAAGAGAAGUGGGCCGUCGGAAGAGGAUGAUAGGGAAGUUGAGAGAUGGGUUUCUCAACACGAAGACAGGUGGAAUGGUAGAGACAACGCUGCAUCAUGUUCUCCAGAUAUGAAGGCACUAAGAGAAGAAUAUUUCAAGAAAUCGGAGGAGGAGCUGACUGAUGGGAUGGAAGAUGAACUGAUCAAGGCAGUUGAACAUCAUCGGGUUCUCGUCAUUGAAGGGGAAACCAAACAGAUACCACAGUACCUUCACAAAGCCGGCUACACAAGUCGUGGAAAGAAGAUCGGCUGUACAAAGCCUCGUAGAGUUGCGGCCAUGAGCAUUGCUGCCAGUGUUGCUCGAGAGCUCGGUGUCACACUCGGACAUGAGGUCGGUUACUCCAUCAGAUUCAAGGAUUGCACUUCGGAAAAGACGCUUCUCAAGUACAUGACUGAUGGAGUGCUGCUGCGGGAGCUACUCGUUGAGCCAGAUCUCGGCAGCUACACCGUCAUUAUGGUGGAUGAAGCGCACGAAAGAAGUAUAUCUACCGACAUUCUGCUCGGACUCCUCAAGGAUUUGGUACGUUCUCGACCAGAUCUUAGGUUGAUAAUUUCGACUGUGACCCUGCAAGCAGAGAAAUUCUCUGAUUAUUUUGGUUCCGCCCCUGUUUUCAAGAUGCCGGGGCAUAAAUAUCCUGUUCAGAUGCUCUACCACAGAAUGCCAGGACCUGAUUACUUGGAAUCAGCUAUAUCCAAAGUGCUUCAGAUCUGUGCCACUGAGCCACUUGGAGAUAUUCUGGUUUUCCUCACGGAUCAAGAAGAUAUCGAAACCGCAGAACAAAUUCUGAAGAAGAGGAUAGAAGGUUUGAGUACAAAGAUCUUGGAACUGAUUAUAUGCCCGCUAGACUCGAACCUUCCAACUGAUGUCCAGGCAAAAGCAUUUGAACCAACUCCUAAAGGAUCACGGAAAAUUGUCCUGGCAACGGAUAUAGCAGAAACAUCAGAAACCGUAGACGGGAUCAAGCAUGUCGUUGAUCCAGGAUAUUGCAAGCUUAAUUCAUACAACCCAACCACUGGUGUAGAGUCACUGCUUUUGACUCCUAUCUCCAAAGUUUUAGCAAAUCUACGGGCUGAUCAGUCUGGAAGGACAUGUCCAGGAAAAUGUUUCCGAUUGUACGACUACAAUGACCUGAAGGACAACACAGUGCCGGAAAUACAAAGGGCAGAUCUUGCUGGUGUCGUACUUGCUUUGAAAAGCCUUGGAAUUCAAGAUCUUUUCGAUUUUGAUUUCAUGGAUCCUCCACCUCACCAAGCUCUGUUUAAGGCACUAGAGUUGCUGUAUGCUCUGGGUGCUUUGGAUGAAGAUGGUGAGAUGACUGAGGUCGGCCAAAGGAUGGUAGAAUUUCCUGUCGAUCCAAUGCUAUCGAAAAUGAUUGUUGCUUCAGACAAAUACAAGUGCUCAGAAGAGAUUACCUCAAUAGCAGCGAUGCUGUCCCUUGGGGAUUCCAUCUUUCAUCGGCCUAAGCACAAGCAAGUCCAGGCCGACAAUGCAAGGAUGAGUUUCCACACUGGGAAUGUCGGUGACCACAUUGCCUUGCUAAGGAUAUAUAGUUCUUGGAAGGAGACAAAUUACAGCACUCAGUGGUGCUACGAUAACUACAUUCAGGUCCAGAGCAUGAAAAGAGCUAGAGACAUAUGCAAACAGCUGGAGGGACUUCUUAGGAGGGUCGGAAUAGAACUUAGCUCCAACCCAAACGAUUUAGAUGCAAUAAGAAAGGCGAUCCUUGCGGGAUUCUUCUCGCAUUCUGCCAAGUUAGAGAACGAUGGAACAUAUAGAAGAGUGGAAAAUUCCCACACAGUGUCCAUACAUCCUAGUUCAGGGCUAUUAGAGGUGGCACCGAGGUGGGUCGUAUGUCAUGAACUAGUUCUCACAACCAAGGAAUAUAUGCACCAGAUAACGGAGUUCGAACCUAAGUGGCUGGUUGAAGUAGCUCCUCCUCGCUACCAUGAGAGUAAGGAUGUCGAAGAUGAAGGGUCUAAAGGGGUUGGACGAGCUCCAAUGUAGGAACUCAAGGUGGAGGAUCAAGCACAAAAGUAAUUCUUGUUGGUCCGAGAGUUACUUCCUCAUGACGAAUUUUCUAUCAUCAUGCGAUUCUGAGAGGUCUGAUCAAACCCCACAGAGAAACUAGACCAAUGAUACGAACUAUGAUUUCUACUAUGCAAUAGUUUAGCCUAAGACUAGCCUUAAGAUGUUCCAAAGCUGUGUGAUAUCUUCUAUUUGAUCAGAUUGAAAAGAAAAAGGAGAAAGAAAGGAGGCGCACCUAUGCCUAUCCGGAGAGUGAAACCUCAAGCGGGCGACAUGCUUGUUGCAGAACAUCAUGUAACCGGCAAGCCAAACAACACCGAUCCGCCAUCACCGCUCUAAUGAAGUAUCUGAGCCACAGAGAAAAAUCCAACACUUUAGAAAGCUCAAGUUGCGUUUUCAUCCCACAAAUGCAGUUUUCCGGAGAUUCAAAAUUAUAAAUGGAGAAAGAAACUCGCUGGCAAUGCCGUUGGAGAAGACGAUUCACUGGAGACGACAGUCGGUAGACUACAAGCCUUCUCACCGGUCGGAUUAUCCACGAUGUCAGAUGACUCAGAUCUCGAUAACUUACAGGCGCGGAGUGCUUAUACCCUGAAACCUGGCUCCAAAUAACUCGUUCAUUUAAAAGUCUUAUGAUGUAUAUUUAUAUACGUAAGCGCAAAAGAAUUGAGAACCUGAA